Messenger RNA from Centropristis striata (black sea bass), 2664 nucleotides. It is a transcript of the gene pabir2, whose product is annotated as PABIR family member 2. Lineage: Eukaryota; Metazoa; Chordata; Actinopteri; Perciformes; Serranidae. The transcript has 10 exons. Gene Ontology annotation, molecular function: protein serine/threonine phosphatase inhibitor activity. The coding region runs from base 812 to 1762 and encodes 316 amino acids. The record is from RefSeq and is a predicted model, not a curated record.
GCUAACUAGCUUGUGUCUGUGUGCUCAUCAUCUUGGAUCUGGUUCAUUCUUGGCGGCGUCCUGCAGAAAGGGGAAAACGAAAGUGUAGAGUGAGGAAUAUCUGCCACAGGCGGGGUUCAGUUAUCCUUUGUGAGCCGUGGAAGCUACCAGACUGACGGACAGGAACAUUUAGUUGGAGAAACAUUGACCCGGCCUCUCUGUGGAUAUGGCAUUGUGGCUAUCGGUUAUAAUGCUAACGUAGCUAGUUAGCCUAGCAGGCUAGAUAGCUGGGCUAUUAGCUUAACGUCUCAUUGGCUUACACUGGCUACAAAGUAGACUUAUGAGAAUCACCAAACUGCAGCGUCGUUAUUAACGUCGCUAACGAUAAACUCGAGGCGAACAUUUGUUGUGCAGUCAAGAGGAGGCAGCUAGCCAGUGUGGCUAACUAGAGCUAAUUUAAGGCGCUAACAUGCAGCGCUAGUUUAGCAAAGUAGCGCUUCAGUGGUCAGCCGCUGCGGCUCUGCAGCAGCAGACUAGCGGGUCGGCAGGCAGCAGGUACCGGGCAUUGUGCGGUAUGUAGCCACGGCAUGCUAACCAUCCAUCAGGAACCUGGGGACUGGUUAUAACGUUACAGCCAACGUUAGUGCAGACCAGAUCUGACUGACCACACAGCCGUGAUAUGAAUGAUUAUAGAGAUAGCGUUGUUAUGAUGUAUAGCCAACAUUAAGUUGCUUCAAACCGGAGUCACAGACACAGAAAGGCCUUGCAGAUUGCACUGGGUCAACUACAUUUAGUUUGUCAGAUUAAUUGCCUGAUUGAUUAUGAUCCUUGUAUGUAUGUAAAGUUAUCAAAGUUUGUAGUGCAACAAUGUAACACCACUGAGCUGGUUAGCCAUUUUAAGUUGAUGAAUUGGUGGCGGGCAGCGUUAGCUAGUAAGAUGAACAAUCCAGGAGUGUUGCCACAAGAAAAGAUGGAACUGGAUCUGGAAAUCCCAUCUUCCUUAGUUCAGAGCGAUGGACACUUGAGACGAUCCAACAGUGCACCCAUGAUUAAUGGCUUAAGUGAUAACUCCCAAGUGUUCCAGAGAGAGGUCCUGCGCAGCCGGAGAAAUAGCACUACAGUUGUCAACAGGCCCAAUAUGGUGCCCUCAUCACCUAUUCGCGUCCCCAGCACCAGACUUCAUCAGAUAAAACAAGAGGAGGGUGUCGAUGUGAUGAACAGAGAAACUGCUCACGAGCGGGAGGUUCAAGCCGCCAUGCAAAUGAGCCAGUCCUGGGAAGAAAGCCUCAGUCUGAGCGACAAUGAUUUAGAGAAGUCAGCUUCUUCGUCUCCAAAGCGCAUCGACUUUGUGCCUGUGUCGCCUGCACCAUCUCCAACCAGAGGGAUAGGGAAAAAGCAGUGUUUCUCUCCUUCACUACAAAUCCUGGUGAGCAGUAAUGGCCUCACACCCAGCCCAAUCCCCAGCCCAACACGACGCUUCAGCCGACGGAGUCAAAGCCCGAUCAACUGCAUCAGAGCCAGCAUACUUGGGCCAAUGAAACGCAAAGGUGAGAUGGAGACAGAGAGCCAGCCUAAGAGGCUCUUCCAGGGAACCACCACCAUGCUGUCCUCUGAUGUCUCCAACCUGUCAGAGCUCAGCUCCUGUCACUCUCCAGAUUUGCUGGAUGGCAGCCUCAGCAGCGUCGGCUCCUCCACAGACUCACCAGGCAAAAUGGAGGGAGUGUCGCCCUCCUCGUCCAGCAACUCGCCCUUCGCUUCCCUCCAGGAUUUGUCCCCAAAGUGAGCGUGGGAUAGCAAGAGACACUAUAAAGGACUGGCGCCAGAAAGCCUCUCUCCAGGGAACAAGUUUCCUUCUCAGACCCUCCAUCUCACCAUUGGCUAGAUUUAGUGGAAUUUUCCGAGCGGCUGUUUUCAUGGCUCCAAUUCGGAGGGUCUAGAUAUGUUUGAAUGAAGGAAACGAAAGCCAUGAAUGAGUUCAAGUGCAGAAGAAGAGGUAAGCCUAGUGAAACUGGGAAUGACUGAAGACACUGUGAGCACCAGCUGCUAGUAGAGGAUCUUGGAUGGUGCUUGGCUUCAUAGUGACGUCGUGUUCAUCAGAGGCUUUGCUUCUGUCCCACCAGUUCCCCUCGCUGGAGAGAGACAUUGAGCACUGGACAUAAAGAAAUGACUAUUUGGAUGUGUGUAUAUUUUCCCUGUUUUUGUGCUGGAAAACUUCUGUCCACAGGCCUUUUUGUAUGUACACAGUCUGCAGAUGAUUUUGUAAGAAAAUAUUUAACUUAUUUGUUUUCCUGCUUUGUUUGUAAUUAUGUACAUAUUAACCUUGUCAGAUGUCAUACAUAGUUUUAAGUUUGUGGUUGGCUGUGAGACGACUGUGGGCACAGGUCUUCAACAGCGAGAGUAAUGGAACAUGAACUACUUCUGGGGUAGACCUAUGGAGAUUUCCUUACUGUUAUACUGUAAGAGAAGUUAUGUUUUCAGCAGAUUUUCUUCAUAUUUUUAUGAUAUGAGCUCUGAACUGUGGUGUUUUGUUUUUUAUUUCUUUUCUUUUUUUUUCAGCUUUGCUUUUAUACCCACUACCCAGUGACUUGCUGCAACUUUAAUUGCCUUGUUUGAGCAAUUAAUGUACCUGCAGUAAGAUGGUCAUCACUGUUGUGCUCUCAACACUAAACGAUCCUCUGUAUCCUG